CUGUGCAAAAUUGUAAACAUUACACGUCUGUGGCGAAUUUAUAGUGCAAUUCAUCAGAUAGUAUCUCUGUCAUAUUAUUAAUCUUGCUAGUUAGAUGGUGCUCUUAUCAAUAACAUGAUCUUGUGAAGUUAAACAAGUGUGUUGAGAGUGACUUUUUACUAUAAAGCUUUCAAAUGCAAGCUCCUAGUGUUUCUAACCUCAUAGACAUAGAGUCUCCAGACUUCAAUUCUCAGCUACAGUUCCAAGAUUUCUCUGCAUCGAUCCCCAAUGACUCUUCUAAUAUUGCAAAGCUACCCAUCAACAACCCCGUUAAUUCCCCAAGCGGUAAUAAUUUGCCAAAUACUGCUGAAUUUACCAGUAAGUCCAGCGAUCCCAAGUCAUUUUGGACAUGGGAGUAUUUUCAACAGUUUUUCGAUGUAACUACUGAUGUUGUUAUUGAACGGGUAAAAGCAUCAGUCAUUCCUCAGAACAAUGUAAACUAUCUGCAGCAAUAUAUAAAGAACAAGCCAGACCUCUACGGCCCUGUUUGGAUCUGUAUUACCCUUGUUUUCUCCAUAGCAAUUAGUGGUAACAUUGCCAAUUAUCUGCAAGCAACAGCUACUCAUGUUUAUCACUGGAAAUAUGAAUUUCAUAUCGUAACAUCUGCUGCAUCUGCAAUCAUCUGUUACGCCUGGGUGCUACCUGUUGUACUAUGGGCCUAUCUGAAGUAUCAAGGACAGCAAGAGACUGUGCCCGUCAGUGCUCUAGAGCUCUUGUGUAUUUAUGGAUAUUCUCUAUCUAUCUAUAUUCCAAUAUCAGUGCUAUGGGUGAUCCAAGUGAAUUGGCUCCAGUGGUUUUUAGUCGGAACGGGUGCAGCGAUUUCUGGCUACAUUCUCUUAACAUCAAUAGCUCCUGCCCUAGGACAGAAAAAUUACCCUCUGCUUGCAGUCUUGACAACUCUGCAUCUGCUGCUAGCUGCUGGUUUCAUGUGGUAUUUCUUCCAUGUUCCUGAACCACAUUACUCUCCAAAAAUAGUUCAAACUGUCGUAGCUGCUCCAUCAGUUUCCAUGCACACGAAUAUUACUCACUAAUAUUUCUUGAAUCAUCAUGAAACAUAUGUCAAAUGUGAGGAGCUCAAAUUAGCACAUGGUACCUCCAGUUAGACAGCAUGAUACAAGAUUUCCAGGUAGUCCAUGUGGCUAUUCCUCAGAUGGAAACCAUGUGAUCUACCCUCUCUGUGUCCAUCAGGUAGAUUGAUGGAAUUAGUACUUCCCAGGAAAUGGUGAAAGCGGUGAGAACUUCUAGAAAUCUAAUUUUCAUAGAUUUCCCAGUCAUUCUCUCUGUAUGAGCUCUCCAAAAUAGAACCCCUAUUUCUCCAGCGAAGUUAGAGAGCCAUCCAGAAAAAACCUCUAUUAAAGGUGUGAAAUCAAACUCUCUUUGAAAGAGGUAUUAUUUCCAUAUGCCAAUUUCAACCCCACACAGCCUCUGUAUUCCAUAUCAAUGUGUGCGUACAUCUGUUGAAAUUUUAGAAGUUAACUUGCAGCUCUUUGUGUCUCGCAUGAUAAACUUACACACAUUUGGACUACCUACAUUUUGCAAUUUGGAAUUAUAAAUUCUAGCCUGGUUUAAAAACAAAGUAUGUGCCAUUAGUUUUCCUAUGCACAUAAGUGUUUUUUCAGAAGAGCCAGAAUUUAUAGUUCCAAAUUGCAAAAUGCAGUUCAUUUGGUCUGCUUUUGUGGCACUUUAAGAAUAAUUAAUUUUAGUUUGCUGAUUGGUCACUCCUCAAAGUAUGCAAGUAUCGAUUAUCAAUUAUCUUGCUUAUGUGUAUGCCAGCAUCGUGCAUAAAUUGUCUUUUUAAUUGAAAUUAGACUUUAUAACUCUUUUGCAAACUGUCUCUUUUUUUCGAAAUGAUUACUUACUAGACUCUGUCAUCAAUUUCGAUUAAAAUUUUUGUGAUGGAUGGAAUAUCAAGGAAUAA
Molecule: messenger RNA, 1957 nt
Organism: Bemisia tabaci
Lineage: Eukaryota; Metazoa; Arthropoda; Insecta; Hemiptera; Aleyrodidae
Product: protein YIPF1
Biological process (GO): vesicle-mediated transport
Cellular component (GO): membrane; Golgi apparatus
Molecular function (GO): small GTPase binding
Source: RefSeq, a predicted model, not a curated record